AUGUGUCCAUGUUCCAAUUCGCCGUGCAAAAACGGAGGAAUAUGUGAGGUCAAUGGAGAUUCUCACACCUGUUACUGUCCACAUCCUUUCACUGGAAGAAACUGCGAAAUUGAUCCCUGUUCGGAAAAUCCCUGCAAAAAUGAUGGAAUUUGCAAGAUUGUUGGCAGUACGUUUAGAUGUACGUGUAAAACACCUUACUUUGGACUAAGAUGUGAAAGGGAUAUCUGUUACAAUAAUCCAUGCAAAAAUGGAGGGAUAUGCAAAGCCGGUGAAUAUGGAUACAAGUGUUAUUGUUCGCCACCUUUUACAGGAAAAUAUUGCGAAAAAGGUCCUUGUUCUGGAAACCCUUGCAAAAACGGCGGGAUCUGUAAAGUAGAGGGAGAUUCCCACAGUUGUUUCUGCCGAUCCCCUUAUUCCGGAAAGUCAUGCGAAAUAAAUCCUUGUUCAGUGAAGCCGUGUAUGAAUAAUGGAACUUGUAUAAUUUACGGAGAGUCUUUUGAAUGUCGCUGCAAGAAGCCUUACUACGGUGAAAUUUGUCAGAAAGAUCCCUGCUUUUUAAAUCCUUGCCAAAAUAAUGGAACGUGUGAAAUAAAGGGAAAGUCUUUUACUUGUACUUGCAAAGAACCGUUCAUUGGAAGAUUGUGCAAUGAAACACCAACACCGUCAACGAUUCCGACAACCGAACAAGAAAGAACAACACUUGUAACAACUUCUAAACCAGAUAAAUGCGGAUGCACAAAUGGAUUUUGCGUUACAACAUCAAAUGGAGUGGAGUGCGUAUGUAAACCUGGAUUUGGAAAGAACCCUAAUGAAUAUUGUGAAGCCUGUCAUUGCGGUGAGCAGUUCAACUGCACAUUCGAAAAACGAUGGUUCGCUACUUACAAAACUUGUAUAUGUCCGAAAGGUUAUGAAGAAGUAAAUGGAAAAUGUGUUGAUGCUUGUUCAUCUAGUCCUUGCGAGAAUGGAGGGACUUGCAGACUUACCAAAGAUUCGUAUGUGUGUGACUGCCCCAAAGAAUUUACUGGAAAGCGGUGCCAAACUGAGAAGUGCAGUGCUGCUAACUGCAAGAACGGAAAGUGCGUAACAAGUGAAAAGGGCAAGACUAAAUGUGUGUGUAAUCCUGGAUUUGCAAAGCAUCCUGACGGAAAUUGCCAAGCUUGCAAGUGCGGUAAAGAAUUCAACUGCACUUUCGAAAACCAUUGGUUUGGAAUAAACAAAAGAUGCAUUUGUCCGAAGAAUUACGUAGAAGAAAGGGGAAAAUGUCGAGAGAGAUGCAACUGCGAAAAUGGAAAAUGUGUUAAGUCAGGAAACGAGUAUAAAUGUGUAUGCAACCCUGAUCAUGGAAUGUACUCGACUGGAGUUUGCAAAG
Molecule: messenger RNA, 1369 nt
Organism: Uloborus diversus
Lineage: Eukaryota; Metazoa; Arthropoda; Arachnida; Araneae; Uloboridae
Product: adhesive plaque matrix protein 2-like
Exons: 14
Biological process (GO): heterophilic cell-cell adhesion; establishment or maintenance of epithelial cell apical/basal polarity
Cellular component (GO): plasma membrane; protein-containing complex
Molecular function (GO): calcium ion binding
Source: RefSeq, a predicted model, not a curated record